CUAUAAGUUGUUCAACUUGUUUAAGUCGGGGUCCACUUAAAUUGAUUCAUGAUACAUAUACUAUCAUCAUAAUAUAGUCAUCACACACGAUGACUUGUAGUAGAAACAGCCACACAAUAUUUUUGUGCAUUCUUUGUGUUUUAAAGACGUUUCGUUAUUGAUCGUCGAAUGUCGCCAAUCUCUUUCAAACCUUACCGCACUCAUUUCGCUUUUGUUUUGACGUCAAAGACCAUGUUACGUCACUGUUGUUUCUGCGCAUGCGUGCCGGCUCAGCACUGCGACCCGUCAAAAAUGUUCACGUUUUGACACCAACUGCAGACAAAAACCCGAUCGGAGAACAAUUCCAAACUGAGGACUUUUUUUUUUAUUGUUGUCCCCUGACCAACCAUAGACCGAAAUUCAAGAUGAUUAGGUUUUUGAAGAUUCUAAUAGGAAGUGGCUUCGCCGUCGUUUUGAUUGUACUAACAGUAGCAUCGAUGAGGACUCUAUCUCUGGACGUCAAUGCAGGACUUCAACUUGCAAAGUGGGAAAAGACGAGUAACAUAUCUCUUGAUAUAGACCACCAUAGGCGAGAGGAACUUCUAUCUCAUUUUAAAGAGGCCAUCCGCAUCCCGACAGUGUCUUUCUCCCCUACGGAAAUCAACACAACAGCAUUGCUUCGCUUCAACUUGUUUCUCCAAAGAGCCUUCCCAACAGUUUUCGCUUCAAGCUUGGUACACCAUGAAUUGGUGGCCAACUACAGCCACCUGUUUUGGGUCCCAGGAUCACAGCCCAACCUGAUGCCCUACCUGAUGUUGGCUCAUAUCGAUGUGGUGCCUGCCAGAGAGUCAGAUGGCUGGGAGGCGCCACCUUUUUCUGCCCAGGAGAUAGAUGGGUUCAUCUACGGAAGAGGGACGAUAGAUGACAAAAGCUCUUUAAUGGGAAUUCUUCAGGCCCUGGAAUACCUGCUGAUUAAAGGUUAUGCACCACGCAGAGGGUUCUACAUCGGUCUCGGCCAUGAUGAAGAAAUCAGUGGUCUAAAAGGGGCCAUGAACAUCGUAAGACUGUUGAAACUGCGUAAUGUGCGACUGGCAUUUGUCCUGGAUGAGGGUCUCGCUGUACUCGAUGGAGUCAUCAGUGGUCUCAGCGGGCCUGCUGCUUUAAUCGGGGUAAGUGAAAAAGGCUAUGCCACUGUAAAGCUGAGUGUGUCCACUCUUCCUGGUCACGCAUCAAUGCCUCCCAGGGAGAGCAGCAUCGGGAUUUUAGCUGCAGCCGUCAAAAGACUUGAGGAGAACCCCAUGCCCAGGUUAUUUGGUCGUGGACCUGAACGUGAUACCUUUGAACACUUGGCACACAAGUUUAAGCUCCCAAUGAAGUUCAUACUAUCAAAUUUAUGGCUGUUUUCUCCAUUGGUUGGCAGGUUUCUUGAACAAAAACCAGACUCUAAUGCUUUUGUAAGGACGACUACAGCAGUCACAAUGUUUAAUGCCGGAGUUAAGACAAACGUCAUUCCUUCCCUUGCUGAAGCGUAUGUUAAUCUACGAAUCCAUUCAGGACAAUCAUUACAAGAGGUCCUGAACCUCAUCCAGUUUACAGUUGGGGACCAACGUGUAAAGAUUGAGCUAAUUGAAGGCUUUGAUCCUUUACCGAUCAGUUCAUCCAAUGAGACAUCUUAUGGAUUCCAAAUAAUCAAGAAAACUGUGUUGGACAUGUUUCCGUCGGUAAUAGUCGCUCCAGGUAUUUGCGUGGGGAAUACAGACAGUCGACACUUCAAAGAUCUAACAACUGAUAUUUACCGCUUUAUCCCUCUGUGGUUUAAACCGGGCGAUGCAAAGAGAUUUCAUGGCAUUAAUGAAAGGAUAUCUAGAAAGAACUACGAGGAGCUUAUUCUGUUCUACUCGAGACUGAUCCAAAACUGUGACAUUCAGAAACUUCCUGAGCCCCACAGUUCUCUCCAUGAACUGUAAAGAAUGUAGCAAACGGAGCCAUAUCCUUUAUGUGAAAACAAUCAUUUGUGCAUACAUACUGUAUUGUUGUGACCAUGGAUAUCUGUGUGGUCACAAAUUCAGCACUUUUUAACUUAAAAUCAGUAUUUCAUUAAAUGACUAUAACUGAUGUCUUUGUCAAAUUAGAUUGCUGCCUACUUUGGAAAUGAUGGAACAUGAUAUCUAAACUAGGGCUGUCAAAUGAUUAACAUUUGGAUUCAUAUUAAUCAUUUGAUUGAUUGUAUUGAAGUAAAUAGUGAAUUGAUUAUACAAAAUGAGAAAACUUUUGAAAGUUAACUUAAUAUUUCAGUAAAGCAGAUGCUAAGUUCAUGACUUGAUCCAAGUGACAUGGUGGUUGGAUGGGAUCCACAGUUGCAGCAAUAGCAUAUGUACCUGCAUUACAGUUGUUUCAUUGACUGAAUAUAAUCUUACUAGAGCUCACCCAAAUUGGUCACUUGUGAACGAAACAUUCAAUAAAGAAAGAAAUAAA
Messenger RNA from Nerophis lumbriciformis (worm pipefish), 2454 nucleotides. It is a transcript of the gene pm20d1.2, whose product is annotated as peptidase M20 domain containing 1, tandem duplicate 2. Gene Ontology annotation, molecular function: metallocarboxypeptidase activity; hydrolase activity, acting on carbon-nitrogen (but not peptide) bonds, in linear amides. NCBI's taxonomy places the organism in Eukaryota, Metazoa, Chordata, Actinopteri, Syngnathiformes, Syngnathidae. The record is from RefSeq and is a predicted model, not a curated record. Gene Ontology annotation, biological process: lipid metabolic process; amino acid metabolic process.